CUGAAGAACAAGUUCAUGAAGAAGAUUCCUCGUGAUGCCGAAGCUUCAAAUGUCCUGGUGGGUGAGGUGGACUUUCUGGACAAACCCUUCGUGUCCUUCGUCCGUCUGGCUCAGGCUACGACUCUGGGAGGCCUCACGGAGGUCCCUGUGCCCACCAGGUUCCUCUUCAUCCUGCUGGGCCCUCACGGCAAAACCAAGGCUUACAACGAGAUAGGCCGAGCGAUCGCUACGCUAAUGACGGACGAUCUGUUCAGCGAUGUGGCGUACAAAGCCAGGGACCGAGAGGACCUGAUAGCCGGAGUGGACGAGUUUCUGGACGAGGUGAUCGUGCUUCCUCCGGGGGAAUGGGACCCCAAGAUACGCAUCGAGCCUCCGAAGAAGGUUCCCUCGGCGGAGAUGAGGCGAGUAACUUCAAGGACGAAAUUCUUCAGAGAAACUGAUCAAUGCUUCAUGGACAAA
Notothenia coriiceps (black rockcod) is the source of this 459-nucleotide messenger RNA. Its product is annotated as electrogenic sodium bicarbonate cotransporter 4-like. Gene Ontology annotation, molecular function: sodium:bicarbonate symporter activity; monoatomic anion transmembrane transporter activity; solute:inorganic anion antiporter activity. Lineage: Eukaryota; Metazoa; Chordata; Actinopteri; Perciformes; Nototheniidae. Gene Ontology annotation, biological process: transmembrane transport; regulation of intracellular pH; bicarbonate transport. Gene Ontology annotation, cellular component: plasma membrane. The transcript has 3 exons. The record is from RefSeq and is a predicted model, not a curated record. The annotation marks the transcript as partial.